UUCCUUGUCAUAAAUAACGCAGCCAAACCUUCCUUGGAAAUGAAAUGAAUCAUAUUUUUGAGUCAUUUCAAUCCCCAUAAAUUAUGGUUCCUUUCUAUUAUUUUGCUGUAUGUUGGACAUUCCUCCUAUUCGGAUCCGUGGUGACGGGUCGGAUCGAGCCGGGUACGAGAUUGGUUGCCCGUGAGAGUCAAGCAUGGGUUUCGGAUAACGGGAGUUUUGCCUUGGGCUUUGCGGCGGCCAACUCCAGAAAUGAUCAGUUUCAGUUGGGAAUAUGGUUUUAUCAACUUCCUAAUGAUCGGACCUUCGUUUGGACUCCAGAUAUAAAUUCUCCAGUCAGCAAAGACGCAAUCCUGGAGUUCAAAACCAACGGCAACCUCGUCCUCACCGACGGCCGCACCACCGUCUGGACCUCAAACUCCUCAACUCCCGGAGCCCCAACCGCCGUCAUGUCCGAUAACGGAAACUUCAUCAUCUACGGCUCGAACCAAAGCAUCACGUGGCAGAGCUUCUCUCACCCCUCCGACACGCUCCUCCCGGGCCAACCCUUCACCGCCGAUCUCGAGCUCACCUCAUCCAACUCCCAAUCACGCGGCGGAUAUUACACGCUCAAAAUGCAGCAGAAGCCAACUUCACUCAGCCUCGGCCUCACCUACAAUCUGCCGGAAUCAUACGACGCCUCGCCGGAAUCGCUAUCCAACUUCUCCUACUGGUCGGGGCCCGACAUAUCGAACGUGACCGGAGAAGUUGUGGCGGUUAUGGACGACGGCGGCAGCUUUGGAAUCGUGUACGGCUCGUCGUCGGACGGAGCUGUCUACGUGUACAAGAAUGACAACGACAGCGGAGGCUUAUCCUCGGCGAUGAACAGAACGGGUAGUCCCUUAGUUAUCCGUAGAUUAGUUUUGGAGGCUAACGGGAACCUGCGGCUGUACCGCUGGGACAACGACGUCAACGGAUCGCGACAGUGGGUGGCGGAGUGGGCCGCGGUGUCGAAUCCGUGCGACAUCGCCGGAAUCUGCGGCAACGGGAUAUGUAACCUGGACAAGAGCAAGACUAACGCGUCUUGCACCUGUUUGCCGGGGACGGCUUCCGACGAGGCAAGCCGUUGCUCCGGGAAUUCGUCGGCGACCACGGGGAAGUGCGGCCCGCAUCACGAGAACCUUAAAACCAAGUUGAAGAUCUCCGCGCUGCAGCAGACGAAUUACUACUUCUCCGAUUCAUCGGUGAUUGCGAAUUACAGUGAUGAGGGGACGACGUCGAAAUGUGGAGAUGCUUGCUUGUCGGAUUGUGAUUGUGUUGCUUCGGUUUAUGGUCUGAACGAGGAGAAGCCGUAUUGUUGGGUUUUGAGGAGCUUGGACUUCGGAGGGUACGAGGAUCCGGGCUCGACGGUGUUCGUGAAGGUGGAUUCCGAUGGAGAUGGAUUAACGAGUGAAGAAAAGGGGAAGGUCUUAGUGCUGCCUAUUGUAUUAAGCAUCACUGUGCUAAUAGCCCUGCUUGUUUGCUUGUUGUAUAUCAAUGUUCGUCGGAAGAGGAAGUUGAGGAGAGCUCUCGAGAGUUCCCUCAUCGUGUCAGGGCAGCCCAUCAGUUUCAGCUAUCGCGAUUUGCAGUUCAAGACCAGUAACUUCUCGCAAUUACUAGGAACAGGUGGAUUUGGGAGCGUGUACAAGGGAAGCCUAAGUGACGGAACUUUGAUUGCGGUGAAGAAGCUGGACAGAAUCUUGCCUCAUGGGGAGAAGGAGUUCAUUACAGAGGUGAACACUAUCAGCUCGAUGCAUCACAUGAACCUGGUUCGACUGUGGGGAUAUUGCUCGGAGGGGAUACAGAGGCUUCUGGUUUACGAGUUCAUGAAGAAUGGAUCGUUGGAUAAGUGGAUAUUUACUUCAUACAACAGUGGGGAGAGUUGCAGCAGGAUUCUAGAUUGGGAAACUCGGUUUCAAGUGGCUCUCGGUACUGCACAAGGCAUUGCGUAUUUCCACGAGCAGUGUCGCGACAGGAUAAUCCACUGCGACAUCAAGCCGGAGAACAUUCUUCUGGAUGAGAAUUUCAGUCCCAAGGUGUCGGAUUUCGGUCUGGCCAAGAUGAUGGGGAGGGAGGCGUCGCGUGUGGUGACCAUGAUACGGGGAACGAGAGGGUACCUGGCUCCGGAGUGGGUGAGCAACCGCCCCAUCACUGUGAAAGCGGAUGUUUACAGUUACGGGAUGCUACUCCUGGAGAUCAUUGGUGGGAGGAGAAAUCUGGAUAUGAGCUAUGAUGCAGAGGACUUCUUUUACCCAGGGUGGGCCUUCAAGGAAAUGAAAAACGGAAGGGCGGCAAAGGCUGCAGACAGGCGGCUGGAAGGGGCGGUGGAAGAGGAGGAGGUGGGUCGGGCGCUGAAAGUGGCGUUUUGGUGCAUCCAAGAUGAGAUAGCGGUGAGGCCUAUGAUGGGGGAUGUGGUGAAGAUGCUGGAAGGAUCGGUGGAGAUAAACAUGCCGCCGAUGCCGCAGGCUGUGUUGGAGCUGAUUGAAGAAGGAUUGGAUAAUGUUUAUAGGGCUAUGAAGAGAGAAUUCAAUCACUACAGUUCCUUCACCAUCACUACGCAUCCUUCCUCUCAUGCAACAUGUAGCUAUUCCACCAUGUCGCCAAGAUGAACAUAUAUCUGCCAUUUUCUUGCAUACAAAUUGGCUGCUGCUACUCAUGCAUUGGCCUAUUUGUUUUCAAGAUAUCAAGCAGACAAAAGGGGUAGUUAGUAUUUAAUGAGAUUGGAACAAGAGUUGAGAUAUACUAUACAACUUUAAUAGGACAAACUGGACCUCAUCUCUUGCAUUUCUUUUGGGGGUGAAUUCACACUUCAUCUCUUCAGAGUUUGCCCAAGAAUGUGAAAUCUUUGGUUUAGAUCAGUGAAUGAAGCACAACGACAGUAGUUCAAAAGGCCGAAUGAUUCGAAUGGAAAUCGAUUUGGUUCCAAAA
Messenger RNA from Salvia miltiorrhiza (redroot sage), 2943 nucleotides. RefSeq names its product G-type lectin S-receptor-like serine/threonine-protein kinase At5g24080. The record is from RefSeq and is a predicted model, not a curated record. Gene Ontology annotation, biological process: recognition of pollen; protein phosphorylation. Bases 84 to 2624 code for a protein of 846 amino acids. Gene Ontology annotation, molecular function: ATP binding; protein serine/threonine kinase activity. Lineage: Eukaryota; Viridiplantae; Streptophyta; Magnoliopsida; Lamiales; Lamiaceae. The transcript is spliced from 3 exons.